GGGACCGAUCUGAGCUGCGUUUCCCAAAAGCAUCGUAGUACCACUGCCACUCACGAUGCUUUUAGGAAACGCUGCUCACAAAAUAAUUCUUAUUUCUAUUUAUGUAGCUAAAUAAAUAGACAUGAAAUAUAUGAUUUUUUCUUUUCAGGGUUGGAGCUAAACUCUGCAGGACAGCGGCACUCCUGGACCGACGUUGCCUUCUGUCCUGAUUCAUACUUUUUUAAAAGAACCACCCACUCCCGCUUGGAAACCAAUCAAAUGUUUAAACAUUUUUUAGCGCCAUCAUCAAUAUCCCGCCCCCUCAUCGUGCGACCUCGUGCAUCAUCAUCAAAGUCGUCAAUCAUCAGAAUACCCAAUCCAAAUGCCAGGUUCAACUUUACGCCAGUGUCCACAUUGCCGGAUCAGGAUGAACUGCCGACACCGGUCCUGUGUUAAGUGUGGAAAAUUGCUUGAUUUUAAAUAUAAGCAAUCAGUGCGUUUGGCAAAAUUUCGUGACCAGGCCCAUCAGUGGGCUAAAACAACAGUUAAGUCACGGAAUCAAUCAAAAGUCUUUGACAAUUUAGCCAUCAUGAUGGAAAAACUUAAAGUGCUGGGAUACGUUCCUCUUCUGCUACUGGGGAAGUGUUCAAAGGCCCAUAGGUGGACAGCGGAGGUCCAGUGUCCCUUUGAGUUCCCACCUGAGGGACAUAAGGUGAUGGAAAAAAUGCUCAUACUCUUUGAGCAUAUUUUACAAGGUUUUGGUCCAGAAAAAGAACAAGAGGUCACAGAAGGUAAUGAAGCAGAAAGGCAGGACUUGAAAGAGACUGUAGAAGAUGAAGAGGACAUUACACUGGAGAACAAUGUAGAAGUGGAAAGACUGGAGGAUGAAGAGCAGAUCGAAGAACAACAGAUAGAAAGUGGGGAGGAAGAACCAGAGAGGCCUGUUGAGGAACAGAGUUUCAAAAGUCCAGAAAAAGAACAAGAGGACACAGAGGGUGAUAGGACAGAGAGUCAGGACAUAAACGAGGCUGUAGAAGAUGAAGAGAACAUUUUAUCAGAGAACAAUGUAGAAUUGAGGAUGAAGGAAAGAUUGGAGGAUGAAGAGCAGAUCGAAGAACAACAGACAGAAAGUGGGGGGGAAGAACCAGAUAGGCCUGUUAAUGAAGAAGGGGAAAUGAAAGUGACAAAAAAGACUAAACAGGCAAAGGAGAUGAAGAAACAGGCAGAGAAACAAAAGAUUAGUGCACUUAAGAUGGAUGAAAUGGAUGAAAGAAAAGAGAUAGAGGGAGUCGUAUUAAAACCAGAUUGCAAAUCAGCUGUCAACAUGGCAGCCAAAAGAAAGCGCCAAAAAAAUACAGACACAGAAUGUCCAUUCCAUGCGUCUCUGGAUGUAUUUCCAGUGGAAUUUGUAUCUAAGACACGUCUCAGAAAGGGACGUAAGGAAGUGCUGGUGCAUUGGUUGCCAUGUCCAUCCUGUAGGAAGACAUGGCCACCCACCUGGCAGCCUGAAGAUCAUGUCCAAAUUACACUUACUCAAUGCUAAUUACAUUACUGGUACAUUAUGACCGUUUUUUUGUUUGUUUGUUUUUGAGCCACUGUUAUAGUGGACAAAUAAAGGUUUGUGUUUUCA
Messenger RNA from Ctenopharyngodon idella (grass carp), 1609 nucleotides. RefSeq lists its product as uncharacterized. The record is from RefSeq and is a predicted model, not a curated record. Bases 362 to 1522 code for a protein of 386 amino acids. The transcript has 10 exons. Lineage: Eukaryota; Metazoa; Chordata; Actinopteri; Cypriniformes; Xenocyprididae.